UCGGCCCGCGGCGCAACAUGCACGCCUCCCUCACGCUCGUCCUCGCGCUCACCGCGCACGCACUCGCCGCGCCGCCCCGCGAGCGCGCCGGCUUCCAGAGAGAAAUUGAUGGCACUAGGUACAACCAGGUGCCUAAGAUAUUUGACUACGUACUCAGCGAAGACUAUCUCAACUCUCUUAGGAGCAAAGGGAAGCUGGUGACCAAACUAAGACCGGAGGAAGCCCUGGCUGCAGACAACGUUAUAUUAGAAUCCAAUGUCGUGAGGAUAGUGAGACCGUCGAAGCUUAGAGAUAGCGAGGAUGGGGUGGCGUUAGUGCGCCAGCGCCGAGGCUAUAACCUGGAGAACGUGCGGGUACCGGCGCGGUACCCCUACCUACCUGUGCCGCGGUACAACAGGCUUCGCCGCUGGGGCUAGCGGCUAGCGGCUGCGCACCUAGGCCGAGACGCUAUCAAAUGUCAAGGCUGCGGCGGCAUUGCUCAAGAAGAACCCGGCGCGGCGCAUCUCGCGCGUGUGCAUUACAACAAACAGACUGUUUAUGUUAUUUAUUUGAAGUGGCUGUGAUGGGACGCUCGUUUUACGCCAUUAUUUGUGCGGCUUCGGAACAAAGGCAGAGUAUCUACAUGUAAUUUAAAACUUCUUAAGUUAUAGCUUGUUAAUUUUAUUACAUGAUUAAUUAAUAUUUA
Messenger RNA from Papilio xuthus (Asian swallowtail), 685 nucleotides. RefSeq lists its product as uncharacterized. The transcript has a single exon. Lineage: Eukaryota; Metazoa; Arthropoda; Insecta; Lepidoptera; Papilionidae. The record is from RefSeq and is a predicted model, not a curated record. The coding region runs from base 18 to 416 and encodes 132 amino acids.